Messenger RNA from Triticum dicoccoides, 5542 nucleotides. RefSeq lists its product as uncharacterized. Gene Ontology annotation, molecular function: protein binding. Lineage: Eukaryota; Viridiplantae; Streptophyta; Magnoliopsida; Poales; Poaceae. The record is from RefSeq and is a predicted model, not a curated record. The transcript is spliced from 4 exons. The coding region runs from base 35 to 5005 and encodes 1656 amino acids.
UGUCACUGCCGUCGGAGGUGAGAUCCGGGCCUCGAUGGAGCCGACCUCGGGGCCUCGCCGGAGUUCCACCCAGGAGCCGGAUGGCCCAUACGACGGAGCGGAUCGCAUCAGCGCCCUCCCCGACGACCUGCUCCUCGACAUCCUCGCCCGCCUCCCCUGCGCCGGCGCCGCCGCGCGCACUGGCGUCCUCUCCCGCCGGUGGCGCGGCCUCUGGGCCCGUCUCCGCCAGAUCAUCUUCCGCGACGUGCCCUUCCUCUCGCUCGAGGCGGCGCUCGGCCGCGUCCCUCCUCCCCCGCCAGCGGUUACCCUCCUCGAAAUCCGCGUCCCCCAGAAGCGGUGGCGCAGCGUCUUGGCCAUCCCCAACGAGGACCAGGUAGGCAGGGCCGUCGUCAAUUCGCUGCUCCGGGCCGCGGCGCGGCUCGCGCCAGAGAAGCUCGUCUUCCACCUUCCUGCCUACUUAAUCGGCCGUUUCCGUCUCGCCGUCGACCUGCCUCGCCUGGACGGCGCCACCUCCAUCGCGCUGGGCUUUCCCUCCCCCUACUCCCUACGCUUGCCGGACGGUGCCGAGUUCCCAGCACUCGAGGCGCUGUCCCUGACAUACUGCAGCACCGACCUCGACGCCUGGCUCUCCUGCUGUCCGCGCUUGCGCACGCUCCGCGUCUGCAGGGUCUUGUUUCCUAACCACAAGUGCGACAUUAGGGUCAACUCCCUGUCGCUGCAGGAGCUUGUUGUGUACCGCGAGCUCAGCUUGACACAGCAAGUCGACAUCGUUGCGCCAGCGCUGAAGGAAUUGACCAUGUCAUUUAGAACAAAGAAGCUGAUCAGCAUCUCUCUCUUGACACCAUUGGUGGAAAAGGUUUCGUGGCACUGCUACUACUCGGGGCCGUAUAUUGUGUUUGGUCUCUGGGGCAUCAACAAGUUGCAGCUACAGACGGCAGACAAACAAGGACAGCUAUCCUCGCUGCAAAUUCAUGCCUACGCGGACACGUCUUUUCUUGACGCCGAGGCGGGCAACUUCGCGCAGGAGAUAGAGAAACAUAUGGUUGCCGCCUUCUCUGUUUUAGAGCUGCAUCUCACAGCAAAGAGGCAUGCUUUUGGAGUGUUUGUGUUUCAUCUCCUUGGGAUGGAUCGGAUUCGUACUGCUACGCGGAGGCUUAAGGUCGACCUACAGAGAUCAGCGAUGAAAGAAGGAUGCACGCCACUUUGUCCUUGUGAGUUUCCGAACUGGAAGUCCCAAAUUAUCUGCUUGGCUGCUCUCGAAGAAGUGGAGUUCAAUGGCUUAGAAGGAGAGGAUCAUGAGUUUGAUUUACUUAAAUUGAUACUCGGAUGUGCACCGAUGUUAAAAAGAAUGAUCGUGAAGCUGUCAGAGGAGACCUCGGCAAGUAAUGAUGGAUGCGCAAAGAUAUGCAACAUCUUCAAUGCAUGUUCUUCUGUGGACUGUGAUGUUUAUGACAGCUCUGCAAAGUCUUCUUCUUUGGCAGGUUCUUUGAAGAAGUGGUGUAAGAAGAAAAAGCUCUUCCAGCAAGAGCUUUUGGAAAUUGAGUCCAAUAUUAAUCAGAUUCAGCAGCUUCCAAUUCAGAAGCAAAAUCACACUUUGGAAAGCUCUCUCACUCUUAGGUAUGAACAAACUCUCUCUAAGCUCAAUCAAUUUUAUAAACAGGGAAGUAAGAAGGGUUGGGCCACUGCUAGUGAUCGUAAUACUAAGUUUUUUCAUCAGGUUGUGAUCAAAAGAAGAAAAAGAAAUACUAUUUGUUCCAUUAAGGAUGAGAAUGAUGUGCUUCAUUUUAAACCUAGUGCUAUCACUAAUACUUUUGUCAAUUAUUUUAGAUACAUCUUCUCUUCGCCAAACAAUAACACUGCAAGGCCUUUUCUUAAUACUCGUUUGCCUGACAACUCUUUGGAUCCUACUUACUUUCUUCCAGAUAAACAUGAGAUUUUGCAGAUUCUCAAAGAUAUGAAGUUGAAUGCUUCUCUGGGUCCGGAUGGAUUUAAUGUUGAAUUUUAUCUGGCAGCAUGGGAUUGGAUUGGCGAGGAAGUUACUCAACUUGUGACUACCUUUUAUAAAACUGGUAUUUUACCUCCUCAUAUCAAUGACACUAAUAUUGCUCUCAUUCCAAAAAAGUUAGUUUCUCAAGUUCCUAUGGAUUAUCGUCCCAUUAGCCUUUGUAAUGUUGUCUACAAAAUCAUUGCGAAAUCAUUGGCUAAUAGGAUUAAGCCUCAUCUUCCGGACUAUAUUUAUCCGGCAGAACAAACCUUUAUUGAGGGUAGAAGAAUUAGCGAUAACAUCAUUAUUGCUCAAGAGAUUACUCACUCCUUCGCUCUAAAAUCGUGGAAUCAUCAUGCUUUCAUGCUCAAGAUAGAUCUUGCUAAAGCUUUUGAUCGUCUUGAAUGGAGUUUCAUUGUGUUUGCUCUUGCACGUAAAGGUCUGCAUGGUCAUUUCAUUAAUUUGAUUCAUGCUUGCAUUUCUUCUCCUACUUUCUCUGUGCUUAUUAAUGGGCAGCCUUCUCAUAAAUUUAAAAGUUUCAGAGGUAUUCGUCAAGGCUGUCCCAUGUCGCCUUAUUUGUUUGUUAUUGCUAUCAAUGGAUUAUCUGUUGCUCUUAAUGAAGCUCUAGCUGCUCAUCAUCUCCAGGGUAUUUCACUUGGUCCAGAUUGCCCUUCUAUUCAUUCUCUGUUGUUUGCAGAUGAUCUGUUGGUUUGUGGUCAAGCCACUAUGCAGGAAGCAAAUUCUAUGGCUCAACUCAUCCAUCACUUUUGUUAUAUUUCAGGUCAAACACCAAAUUGGGCCAAAUCUGCUAUUCUUUUUAGUACUCAUGUUAGUCAAACCACUAUUCAAGAGAUUAAGCAAGUUUUUCCUGUUUCUAUCAUGGAUAACAAUUUCACCCACCUUGGUCAUCUGCUUAUUCUUCCUGCUAAAAAUAGAACUGCUGCUUACAACUUUGUUAUUGAUAAAUUUCUGAAUAAAUUGCCUGCUUACAAAGCUAAUAUGCUCUCUCAUGCUGCUAGGCUUGAGCUCAUUAGGUCUGUGUUCUCUGCUAUUCCUGUGUACUACAUGUCUAAUAUUUUGUUUACCAAGAAGUUUAUAGCCAAACUCACUGCUAUUAUAAGGAACUUUUGGUGGACAGGAAUCAGAGAGAAUAAUUCUAACAAGAGCCUUUGUCUUAGGGCUUGGAAGGACAUUUGCAAUUCCAAACAGGAAGGUGGUCUUGGCAUUAGGAACUUGCAAGCUAUUAUAAGGAACUUUUGGUGGACAGGAAUCAGAGAGAAUAAUUCUAACAAGAGCCUUUGUCUUAGGGCUUGGAAGGACAUUUGCAAUUCCAAACAGGAAGGUGGUCUUGGCAUUAGGAACUUGCAAGCAAUUAAUGAGGGCUUACUUCUUGCAGCUGCUUGGAGGCUUGCUAAAGACCCUUCCUCCCACCUUCAUCUUGUGCUGAAAUCUAAAUACUUCCAUGAUGCCUCUAUUUGGACUGCUAUUUCUAUUACUCCAAAAUCUGCUUUCUGGUCAUCCAUUUUAAAAAUGUUGCCUAAACUGAAAGAUCACUCUUUUUACCAACUCACGCAAGGGAAUAUCUCUCUUUGGAGUACCCCUUGGUGUUCCCUUUGGGCUUCUGUUCAUGACAAUCUUAUUAUUCAACCUUCAGGAUACAUAUAUCCUUCUCUUGUUAAGGACCUUUGGAUACUGGGUCAGAAAGUCUGGAACAAUGACCUCAUUAACUCUCUCUUUCAACAACCUCUAGCCUCUGUUAUCGUUCAAACUGACAUUAUUCACCAAGAUUGCCCGGAUAUAUUAUGUUGGGAUCUAACUCCUAAUGGUACUUGUUCUUCCAAGUCCACUUAUAAAUUGUGUUUGCAGGAUAUUCAUGCCAAUCCAAGAAAUACUCCUUCCCAAGUUCCUUUGCAGAUGAAAAAUCUUCUCAAGUUGAUUUGGAAGCAAAAGUUGAUGAUCCCCAGAGUUCAAACUUUCGCUUGGAGACUCCUUCGGAAAGCUCUUCCCACAGGUUUGAGGGUUGGGCGCUUUUCCGUACAUAUUUCUCAAUAUUGUUGCAGAUGUGGUCAGCAAGAGGAUGAGGUUCACAUGUUUUUUCUUUGUGACUUCGCUAGAGCUGCUUGGUUUUCUCAUCCUUGGUUCAUCAGAACAGAUGCUUUAGUUCAGAUCUAUACCAAUAUCCAUAGUAUAAUUCUUACUUUACUUAAUAUGAACCAUCCGCAUGCUUCUGUUGUCAACAUUCUAAAUUUUAUGUGGUGUCUUUGGAAAGCGAGAAAUGAUUAUCUUUUUAAUAGAAAGAAAGCUACCCCUCACCAAGUUAAUAUUGCUGCUACUUCUCUAUCUAAUGAUUUCUGUGAUCUGCUUAACAGUUCUUCACACCAUCAGCCUCAAAACUCCAGUUGUAUCUUAACCCAUACUAAUCAACUUCCCUUGCAGGGACAAACGCUUAAAUCAGAUCUUCUUAUCACGGGACCGAAAGUAUAUACUGAUGCAUCUUUUAAGUGCAAAAAAAUUCCAGGUUUAUUGCAGGGAACAGCAGCCACUGGAGUUGGUAUCUACAUUUCUUUGCCGCACGAUCAGAAGGAAGUCAGCGUGCAGAUUCAAGCUUCCACCUCAAUUACAAGUACUCCUCUGCAGGCUGAAGCGUUUGCUCUUCUCUUGGCUGCAAAAGUAGCUAAAUGUCUCAACAUCAGCCAGCCGACCUUCCUCACAGACUGUCUCUCUUUGGCUUCAUUUGCGGCUAGUAGAAAGAUUACUGAAACUGCUACCCCUUGGACUAUCAGGGAAGUUUUAGCUGAUUUCUUCUGCUACUCUUCAGACCUUCAACCUAGAGUGUUCCAUAUUUCCAGGGAAAUUAAUGGAAUUGCUCACAACGUCGCUCAUCAGGUUCUUACAUCAAAUGUAGAACCUGACAUAUGUUGUUUUGCUUCGGCUCGCAGGAACAUGGCUUGCCCUGUAGUUUCUCUCCUCUCUAAUUUCGAGUUUGAGGGCUUUGUAAUUCAUGCUGUACGUUGCUAUUGAGCUGAGCUGAAUGGAAAGUUUGGCGCUUCGUGCGCCUUUUGUUGUUCAAAAAAAAACAUUUUUUGUGUGGUAUGCCAAUAAGUUUUUAUCUGGAUUAUCGUGAAGAACUGACACAUUUGAAGGAGUAUAUGUACCGUACUGCCACAGCUCUUUUUUAUUGCUUUUUGCUUUCCAUCCAAAGCAGCUCACGCGUACUGGUAUUGGACUUGUAUUCGGUUUUGCUUUUACAUCUGGACACGCAGGUCACACGUAUUGGUAUUGGACUCAUGCAGAUUGCCUAAUAUGGACCUUCCUUUUUGCAUAGCUAACCUUGCUGUCUGUGUACCUUAUGAUGUUUUUUUACGUGAGUACUUUUUUUUUACUUAUGAUGUUAUGCAUAGGCAUAUACAUGGGAAACGUGGUAGUUUUUUUCUGGAGCAACGUGGCAGCUCUUUAUGUUUAUACGGACAUGUUAAAUAUGUCACAUAAAAACUUUAAAUCUUAGCCAUUAUUAUUUUGAUCAAACUGUGCAAAUAUCAUUAGCAUCUGUGGACCAAC